AUGGUCAAAGGUCCAAGUUUAUCAGUUCAGCUGGACCGGGAAACCUUCUCUUGUUCCAUCUGUCUGGAUCUACUGAAGGAUCCGGUGACUACUCCCUGUGGACACAACCACUGCAUGAACUGUAUUAAAGCCCACUGGGAUGGAGAGGAUCAUAAUAACAUCCACAGCUGUCCUCAGUGCAGGAAGACGUUCACACCGAGGCCUGUCCUGCUGAAAAACACCAUGUUAGCAGAUUUAGUGGAGGAGCUGAAGAAGACUGGACUCCAAGCGGCUCCUGCUGAUCACUGCUAUGCUGGAGCUGAAGAUGUGGCCUGUGAUUUCUGCACUGGGAGAAAACUCAAAGCACACAAGUCCUGUCUGCAAUGUCUGGCUUCUUUCUGUAAGAAACACCUUCAGUUUCAUUAUGAAUCAGCUCCAUACAAGAAACACAAGCUGGUGGAGCCGUCCAAGAAGCUCCAGGAGAACGUCUGCUCUCGUCAUGAUGAGGUGAUGAAGAUUUUCUGCCGUACUGAUCAGCAGCUUAUCUGUUCUCUCUGCUUAAUGGAUGAACAUAAAAGCCACGACACAGUCUCAGCUGCAGCAGAAAGGACUGAGAGGCAGAAAAAGCUUGAGGGGAGUCGACAAAACAUCCAGCAGAGAAUCCAGAACAGAGAGAAAGAUGUGAAGCUGCUUCAACAGCAGGUGGAGACUAUCAAUCUCUCUGCUGAUAAAGCAGUGGAGGACAGCGAGAAGAUCUUCACUGAGCUGAUCCGUCUCCUGGAGAAAAGAAGCUCUGAUGUGAAGCAGCAGGUCAGAUCCCAGCAGAAAAGUGAAGAGAGUCGAGUCAAAGAGCUUCAGGAGAAGCUGGAGCAGGAGAUCACUGAGCUGAAGAGGAAAGACGCUGAGCUGAAGAAGCUCUCACACACAGAGGAUCACAACCAGUUUCUACACAACUACCCCUCACUGUCACCACUCAGCCAAUCAGCAUCCAGCAUCCAUAUCCGUCCUCUGAGCUGCUUUGAGGACAUGACAGCAGCCGUGUCAGAAGUCAGAGAUAAACUACAGGACGUCCUGAGAGAGAAGUGGACAACCGUCUCACUGACAGGGACUGAAGUGGACAUUUUACUGCCACAACCAGAGCCCAAGACCAGAGCUGGAUUCUUAAAAUAAUCACGUAAAAUCACACUGGAUCCAAACACAGCAAAACACACGGCUGUUAUUAUCUAAGGGGAACAGGAAAGCAACAGUAAUGAGUCAACAACAGUCUUAUUCUAGUCACCCAGACAGAUUCACUGAUUAUCAGCAGGUCCUGAGUAGAGAGAGUCUGACUGGAUGUUGUUACUGGGAGGUGGAGAGGAGAGGAAGAGUUUAUGUAGCAGUAGCAUACAAGAAUAUCAGCAGAGCA
Molecule: messenger RNA, 1384 nt
Organism: Perca flavescens (yellow perch)
Lineage: Eukaryota; Metazoa; Chordata; Actinopteri; Perciformes; Percidae
Product: E3 ubiquitin/ISG15 ligase TRIM25-like
Exons: 1
Coding region: 1-1149 (382 amino acids)
Molecular function (GO): zinc ion binding
Source: RefSeq, a predicted model, not a curated record